AUGCCUUUUACUUUGACCCCAUCCAACUCAGACACAACUAUCUUCAAGGUUGCCGCAGUGCAGGCUGAGCCCAUAUGGCUCGACUUGCAAGGCAGCGUUGACAAGACAAUCUCAAUCGUCCGUGAAGCGGCGGCCAACGGUGCCAAAAUAAUCGGCUUUCCAGAGGUCUUCAUCCCAGGCUAUCCCUGGACGCCCUGGGCGAAUAACUUUGCGGUCACCGCCACCGUGCUUAAGGAAUACCAGGCCAACGCACUAGCCCUUCAUUCUCCGGAAAUGGAUCGCAUCCGCGAGGCCGUGAAAGAGGCUGACAUUACUGCUGUCGUUGGUUUUGCUGAGCGCGAUGGUGGAAGCUUGUACAUCGCACAGGCUACCAUCCUCCCAAACGGAACGAUAGCCAACCAUCGUCGCAAGAUCAAGCCAACUCACUACGAAAAGACGAUCUUUGGUGAUGGAAGCGCCCAGUCUAUCUAUAACGUCGUUCAGACGCCAUUUGGCAGAGUUGGGAGUCUCAAUUGCUGGGAGCAUAUCCAACCGUGGUUCAAGACGCAUUUUUAUUCGCAGCACCCCCAAAUUUUCGUCGGCGCUUGGUGGCCGGCUUUCGCGCCAGGCGCUGGAGGGUCUCCUUACAUUGUCAGCGGUGAAGCAUCCAGCCGUAUGACGCAAAUGGUCUCGAUGGAAGGCGGAUGCUUUGGACUUGCAUGCUGCCACGUUGUCAGCGAGGAAGGAGCAAAAAAGAUGAAGAUUCUGGGUUUCCCAUGGUUUGAAUUUCCAGGCGGAGGAUUCACCACUAUUUAUGGUCCUGACGGGUCUAUCUUAGCCAAGGCAGCCAAUUCUGGCACUGAAGAAAUUGUCUACGCUAACAUAUCGCUCUCUCAAAUCGACGAGGUCAAGAUGGUAGCAGACAUCAUGGGCAACUAUAGCCGCUUUGAUCUCUUCCAUACCGUGGUACACGGUAAAAAUUGGGACGCUAUUGAAUAUACGGCUGAGGAGGCAAGUGCCGCACGCGAAAGAGCUGCAGCCGUUGACAAUAUAAAUUCGGUGUCGAUUGCAUAG
This is a messenger RNA of Mycena indigotica, 1053 nucleotides long. Its product is annotated as Cyanide hydratase. Bases 1 to 1053 code for a protein of 350 amino acids. The record is from RefSeq and is a predicted model, not a curated record. Gene Ontology annotation, molecular function: catalytic activity. Lineage: Eukaryota; Fungi; Basidiomycota; Agaricomycetes; Agaricales; Mycenaceae. The transcript has 10 exons.